This is a messenger RNA of Aspergillus wentii DTO 134E9, 330 nucleotides long. Its product is annotated as 40S ribosomal protein eS26. The record is from RefSeq and is a predicted model, not a curated record. Gene Ontology annotation, molecular function: mRNA binding; structural constituent of ribosome. The transcript has 3 exons. Gene Ontology annotation, biological process: translation. Gene Ontology annotation, cellular component: cytosolic small ribosomal subunit; ribosome. The annotation marks the transcript as partial. Lineage: Eukaryota; Fungi; Ascomycota; Eurotiomycetes; Eurotiales; Aspergillaceae.
AGCGGUCGCAACAAGAACGGCCGCGGCCACGUUAAGCCCGUGCGCUGCUCCAACUGUGCUCGUUGCGUUCCUAAGGACAAGGCGAUCAAGCGCUUCACCAUCCGCAACAUGGUUGAGUCCGCUGCCAUCCGUGAUAUCUCUGACGCUUCCGUCUUCACUGACUACGCCGUCCCCAAGAUGUACCUGAAGCUUCAGUACUGCGUCUCCUGCGCUAUCCACGGCAAGAUCGUCCGCGUUCGCUCUCGGGAUGGUCGCCGCAACCGUGCUCCCCCGCCGCGCAUUAGGUACAACAAGGACGGCAAGAAGCUGGCUCCCCCUCAGGCCGCCAAG